UUUCUCUUGUAACGCCUCUAAUCUUCGGCACAUAUAUAGGCUAUGACCUUAUUGUGCUGUAAAACACUAAAAAAAAAGAAGAUAAUUUUAGGCUUUAUAAUUAUGCUAAUUUGCAAGCUAUUUUCCACUUUUAAUUAUUAAAUUUACUGAAGGUGUUUAAAACUGAUUUUUCAAGGUAUUGUUUUUUCUUUAUUCAUAUAUAUUUGUUUUUCAGCUAGGCUACAUAGUCAUGAGAUACCAAGAGACUUACUGAGUGUAUGACGGAAAAAAAAUCAUCUGUGUAUGAACUGUGAAAUGCACAAACGCAUGUCAUGUAUGAUUGGAAAAAUGUCACAUGAUUACAGUCACAGUUCUUCUUGGCUGCAAAAUGAUCAUUCUUACAGUGUGCUAUCAGGUACGCGAGGGCCAAAUGUACAAACUCAUGACUCUUGGGGAAAGUUUGAUAAGAUUAUUGCAACUUUCUUGACUGAACAAAAAAUUCCAGGAGCCAGUGUUGCCAUAGCAAGAGAUGGUGUAAUUUUAUAUCAGCAAGGAUAUGGCACAGCAGGAGCAGGCCGAAGAGUGAGUGCGGAGUCCUUGUUUCGUAUUGCAAGCAUCAGUAAGCCCAUUACUGCUUGCAUGAUCUUGAAGGCCUUCGAUGAUCUUAAGAUGCCCUUAGACUCCAAAGUUUUUGGGAAGAAAGGAAUACUGAAGAAGUACAGAACAGGGGACAAGCGUGGCAAGACAAUUACCGUGCGACAUUUGCUCCAACACUCGGGUGGAUGGGACAGGGAACAGGUGGACGACAUUAUCUUCUCUCGGCCGCCGUGUGUGGAGAAAGAACAUCCCGGCACCGCCGGCUACAACCACGCCAUUCUGACUUACGCUCUGAGGAGAAAACUGCAGUUUACACCCGGUAAACGACAUGCGUACUCCAACUUGGGUUAUCUGAUACUUGGUGAGGUGUUGGAGGAGGUGACAGGGCAGAAGUUUGGGGACUACAUGAAAGACUUCCUCCGACCCACUGGCAUAGAAGACAUUGAAGUUGGCAGGGCCUCCAGGACUUGCUGGAGGAGUGAUGAAGUUGAGUAUUACAACAACAGAUCACCAGACUUGGUGAAGUCCAUUUUCCCUGGUUUUGGUGAGGUGAUCCCACAGUAUGGAGGACUGGCUAUGGAGAGUGCGGCUUCCUAUGGAGGGCUUAUCUCCAACACACGGAACCUGCUCCAGUUUCUCCACAGCUUUCAUCUUUCAACAUCUCGUCAAAAGUCGAAUGUCAGUGCAUGUGACAAACGUAGGAAAGAUUUGUGUUUGGAAGACAAGUCGGAAAACAGUUGCAAUGAAACUGACCUCACUGUGAAGAAGGGUAAUGGAAAUGAUGCUGAAAAAUCUUGUGCAUUUUCAUCGUGUGAGUCAAUUUCUCGAGGUUCAGAAUCUCCUAACUGCCAAGUUUCUUGCAAUUCGGUAUACAGUGUGAGGAGCUAUAUUGGGAGUGAAAAGGAGGAUCAAAUCUCUUAUAUGUGCACAGAGAGACAUUUCCCCUCACAACAGAAUAUUUCUACUUUAGACCUCUCCACCGAUAGAAAACAUGAGGUAACCCCAGACAUUUCAUGUGAAGUUGUUAUUGACUCUAGUCCAACAUUUGAUGGAGAAAUAAGUGUGAAGCUCAAAGAAGAUUUUAACCAGAAAUGUUUGUGUGAACAUGCUUUUUUUGAUGAUCAAAGGAUUUUCCCUAGAGGGAUGGAUAAUUGUGAAAACAAUUCUAUUAAAACAUUUUCCGUAGAAGACUACAAGCCUUUGAAGGAUGUAGCAUUAUUGACCUAUGAGCGAGCUGAGGAGAGUUUGUCCCGCCCGUGUUUUGAGUCGGGUCACGACUGGUACGGUCUGGGCUGGGAUGUUCAGGAUGACGGCCAGUCGUUCGGCCACACGGGUGGCAUGGAAGGAACAUGCAGCAGCUUGUAUCGCCACCGCAGUGGCAUCAGCUGGGCCUUCUUGCUCAACGCCUGGGCCACGGACUGGGACCUGAACGGAAUCAUCAAGUGUGGCUUGUGUUUUGUGGACAAUGUGGACAUCUUUAGACCGUCGGUUUCCACCCUGAGUUUGCCCGGUGGCGGUGUGCAGAUCUCCACGAGUGAAGGAUCUCAGAUUAUUUUGAUAGAUGUUGAUAAGUGUACCGCUUUGAACGUUGUUGAGUCUUUUAAACAGAAGUCAUUUGUGCCUGUGUGGAUAAACAUGAUUUCUCAUAAUGUCUUUGAUUUUAAAUCUCAAGAAUUCCGAGGCAAAGUAGAUAGUGAUAACCUUAGGGAAAAAGAGACUGAGUUUGAGCAAGAAGUAAGAAAAAGAUACAUAAUAGUUUUAGACAGGAUCGUUCCAGAAGAAAAUUUCAUUGUAUUUUUAGAUGAAUCUCAAAGCAAGCUGGAAGACGCCUUGAACACACACUGUAACUUGAAUUACUCUAUUAGUUUUUUAGACUCUUUCCGAAGCACAGCAAAUGAUCUCAGAUUCUCAGCUGUUCUGAGAAUGGGAAAGGAUUUUCAGAAAAAUACUUACAUUCUCUCCACGAAGGCAGAGGAGUAUUUAAAGCAAGCUAAGCAGCUUAUUAAGACACACGAUUUCUUGUCGCAGUCCGUGACUGAAGUGAACGGUGAACUUUAUGUGAGUUCUUUGCUCACCAAAAAAGAAGAAAGAAAGAAAGUCAAAAGCGGCUGUAGCAGUGGCAGCGGCAAACCUGCCAGCCAUGACAGCAAAUCUGUCUUCUGGGUACAGAUAACUCCAGAAAAUUUUAUCACCGAGCUCAAUAACCAGAUCAAGAAGGGUCGAAGCCUUUCAUACGUCAAGUUCUAUUGUGCCGGCGGUAAGCCUUGGGUCAGUGGGUGCUGGCUGCCCGCAGGUCCCAGGGAUAGAUACCACCGGUCAGCUCUGUCCAAGUACGGGCUAGUGCCAGAGCUGUUGGAGGCCGCGGAGAAUAAUCUGACACUGCAGUGUUUGUCUGAGUAUUCAGAGGAGGAUGGCUCAGUGUACUAUGCUGCAUUCUGGUACGCUCCCUAGACUUAUGUGGUCAGUCGCUCUUGGUCUUGUCAAAAUACCGUUUUAUUAUUGAAGUAAUAUUAUUUUUUUUGUUUAGUCCCGUAUCGUGAUUCUGGUGCCGAUAUUUCUGUGUUACGAAAAAAUGUGCUUACGUGGUGCAAAUUGUUAUACUUCAAGAAAAACAAAACAAUAAAAAGGGGAAUUGAUUAGUCUGUGCUGAUGAUGCUGCUGAUGGUGGUAAUGAUGAUGAUGAUGAUGACCUUCCUCUCACCUUAAGGCUAUUCACAAACAAAUCCGUACACUGGACCAACUUAAAGUGAUAUCCCCCGAAACCCACAAGAGUAUUCUCCACGGUGAGGUAUCCUGCCCCCCACUUUUAUGGCCUCCCUAAGAUCCACAAACCAAACAAAGAAGGCUCAAUACUUCCUCCUUUUAGGGGCAUCAUUUCACAAAUCAGAGGCCCUACCACUAGAGCCUCCUACUGGCUAGACAGCAUCUUUAAACCCCUCGUCCCCGACUUCUGCGGCAACCAUUGGGUCAAGGACAACUUACAUGUCCUUCAAAAAAUUAAAACACUG
Aplysia californica (California sea hare) is the source of this 3584-nucleotide messenger RNA. RefSeq lists its product as uncharacterized. NCBI's taxonomy places the organism in Eukaryota, Metazoa, Mollusca, Gastropoda, Aplysiida, Aplysiidae. Bases 283 to 3027 code for a protein of 914 amino acids. The transcript has 6 exons. The record is from RefSeq and is a predicted model, not a curated record.